Messenger RNA from Cynocephalus volans (Philippine flying lemur), 1605 nucleotides. RefSeq names its product complement C8 alpha chain (gene C8A). Gene Ontology annotation, molecular function: protein binding. Gene Ontology annotation, cellular component: membrane attack complex. Gene Ontology annotation, biological process: complement activation. Lineage: Eukaryota; Metazoa; Chordata; Mammalia; Dermoptera; Cynocephalidae. The record is from RefSeq and is a predicted model, not a curated record.
AUGGGGAGAGUCAGUUGGGCUUCUACCCCUGCAUCAGUUACCUGCCAGCUGAGCAACUGGUCAGAGUGGACAGAUUUUCCAUGCCAGGACAAAAAGUAUCGAUACCGGAGCUUCUUGCAGCCGAACAAGUUUGGGGGAACCAUCUGCAGUGGUGAUGUCUGGGAUCCAGCCAGCUGUUCCAGUCCCACAGCUUGUCAAAAGCAAGCACAGUGUGGACAGGAUUUCCAGUGUAAGGAGACAGGUCGCUGCCUGAAAUGCCCUGUGUGCAAUGGAGACAGGGGCUGCCUUAGUAGCUCUGAUGAGGAUGACUGGGAGGACAUCAGGGCCAUUGAAGAUGACUGCACCCAGUACGAGCUGAUUCCAGGAUCAGACAGGGCAGCCUUGGGGUACAAUAUCCUGACCCAGGAAGAAGCUCAGAGUGUGUACGAUGCCAAGUAUUAUGGGGGCCGGUGUGAGAUGGUGUACAAUGGGAAAUGGAGGGAGCUUUGGUACGACCCCACCUGUGAGCAUCUCUACUAUAGAGAUGAUGAAAAGUACUUUCAGAAACCCUACAACUUCCUGAAGUACCACUUUUCAGCCUGGGAAGAUACUGGAAUCUUUUCAGAGUUGUAAGAUGAUGGAAAUGACCUUCUUUCUAAAGUAAAAAAUGACAAGUCUAUGUCAGCUGGAAUGGCCAUUGGCAUAGGCCCCACAGGCAAACUUGCAGUGGUGGAUCUGGGUGUGUCCAGGUCAGAAGACACUUCCUUGUUGAAUAAGUUAAGCAAGUAUAAUGAGAAGAAAUACAGCUUUAUGAGAAUUUUCACAAAGGUGCAGACUGUCCAUUUUAAGAUGAGGGGGGACAAUAUUAUGCUGGAUGAAGGAAUGCUGCAGUCAUUAAUGGAGCUUCCAGAGCAGUACAAUUACGGCACGUACGCUAAGUUCAUUAACGACUAUGGCACCUAUUACAUCAUGUCUGGAUCCAUGGGUGGCACUUAUGAAUAUAUCCUGGUGCUUGACAAAGAAAAAAUGGAAUCACUUGGUGUUACCAGCGAAGAUAUCAAGACAUAUUCUGGAGGCCUCUUGAAAUUUCAUUAUGAUGAUGAUGAUGCAGUAGGCAACAGCAAGGCCACAUUUGUGGAAGAUGUCAUUUCUUGGGUGUGAGGUGGCAGUUCUGGCUGGGGUGGUGGCUUGAAACAAAGCAGGAGCACCAUUACAUACUGUUUCUGGGGGUCAUUAAAGUAUAAUCCUGUUGUUAUCGAUUUCGAGACGCAGCCCAUUCAUGAAGUGCUGCUGCACACAAACCUGAGGCCUCUAAAGGCCAAACCCCAGCCUGCACCGGGGUACCUGAUGGAAUUCAAUGCCUGCUGCUGUGGGACCUGCUUCAACAGUGGGGAGCCCAUCCUCGAGGGCACCAGCUGCAGUCAGUGCUGUCUGGGUUGCAUGGGCUCUGCCUGUGAGCAAAUGGAGAUAGAGGCUGCCAGAUCAGACAGAUGCUGGAGCUGAUGGAGCUCCUAGUCUGUGUUCAGAGCAGGCACCCAGGAAAGGAGGAGAGAGUGCAACAACCCCAUACCCCAGAACAGAGGCAUCUCGUGUCCAGGGCAGAAAGUACAGACCUGGGCUUGCUGA